AUGAAGUCCAUCCUCUUGAUGAUUCUUUCCUCACUGGUCUCCACGUUUGCCAAUCCUGAAGGUAUGAUUUUCCUUAGCGCUGGCAUUAAGAUAAGGCUAAAACAAAGUGAGGUUUUAAUUCACGUUAACUUGGAAAAAAAAAUUUAAAAAGAAGUAGACGCACUAAAAGUUACCACAAGUUUUAUUGUAGACACAAGAGUCGAUCUACAAAAAGCCUGCUUGCGUGGUAAUAUUUUUCUCAUUUUAUUUACCUUUUUAAUAAAAUUGUAAGCAAAUGGCCAGGCUUCUAAAUGAAAUGAUAAAUUAAGCGCAUGACUUUAAGCUUAACGUACGUCUGAACAACUUAGCACAGCCUGUGUUGUCCAUCAAACUCGCCCGGGAAACGCUUGCCAACGCAAGGCAGCAUGCCCAGGUUAUAGUCUAGUAGGAAUGAUUCCUAUUUUCUUAAAUUUAUUACUUGAUAGAAAACUCAAAAUUAAGGGUGGUGUUUAACAAACAUUCCAGACAUUGUUUCAAACAUACGACAUACGUUGCAUCAAAAAUAAGGACAAAAUAAUGCCACUGAAUUGCAACUGCUUAAAGAAUAAUUAUUGACGGCUGAAAUACACUUUCGGAUCCUUGUUGUAGUUUAUUUUAAUUUGCUAUUUUUCCAUGAAAUUGCUACAAAAAAAAAACUUACAUAAAAAUUAAUUAUGACUAAAACAGGGGGAAACUGUAAGGAUGAACAGUUUCCAUGCUCUAACUGCAGUCCCUUGGCUUCUUCAAUUUUGUCCAUCAGUGCCUUUUUUGAACCCUUACUGUUUCAACUUCGGUUAACUUCUGCAAUUUACUGUUCAAAUUCAACUAGGGGCUUUUUAAAUUGCUGACAACUGACCUUGCUUAACUGGUUUUGGGUAUUUUAAAAUAGUCGCUUGACACAUAUUCUUCAAUUCUCUCAAUAUUAUCCAAUAAAUUUGUUUCUCCUACAGAAAAUUUAAACUCCAAGGAUGAUCUCUUUGAAGGGGAUAUGCGGUUUACUAACUAUCAGAAAGCUGCCGCUAGAGGUCUGAUUCGGUCAACGAUUAAGACCAAGAAAUGGACUGGGGCUGUUGUUCCUUAUACCAUCCAUUCUUCGUUAGGUAAGAAGUGACAGGAGCACAACAUCGUAUUCGACUCGUCUUUAAGGGGCUUUUAAGGCCAAGAAAAAAAGAAGCAAAAUGUUUCUCUCCCGGAUUUCUUUAAAAAAGAGAGCGGAGGGCCUUUUUUUGCUUGCUUUAUUAUUGCCGAUUGAAUGCUUCUUUACAAACUAUUACCCUUCCCCAGGGCUAAGUUGAAGUUCUUCGGUAAGAUAUUAAUUAAUGACACAUCAGAUUUGAUUAAACACAAAUUUGGUUUAUUUUGAUACAUGUUCUAAAAACAGGCGAUUCGACAUACGACAUAUCUUAAUAGGUAGGGUAAUCUCGAAAACCCUUUUAAAAACAAGUUUUCCGUGACUUCAUACGUGUGGCGGUACUCUAAUAGAUAAUAGGGAGCUUAAGAUCCGACGACGGCGACGGCAACGAGAACGCCACAAAAGCAAUAGGUUUAAUAACCAAAACAACAAUUUUGCACGUGCAUCACGCUUUUUUGGACAUUUCUUUGCCGUCACUGCACGACUAGGACGUGAAAAUACCUAAUUUCACCAUGCACAGAGGAAGUACAAAAGCGACAACGAGAUUUCCUCUCUCCUUAUGAACUUGGAUAUGGUUCUUAGGAAUUCAACUUUAGGAGGGUUCGCUUACAUUUGACAAAGUUAGACAGUGACUUGGAGUAAUCGCGAUGAAGAUUGAAAGAACGCGAAUUCACUUUUUCCGCGACGUUUUCUCUGCCGUCACCGUUGUCUGAACUUAAGGUCCCUAAUAAUUGCAACGAUCAAUCUUAGCGCGCAAAGCUCUCACUGCAUUGUGUAAGAAGAAAUAAAGAAAAUCAUAAUAAGGUACUGCGGGUAGUUUGGGGGUGGGGAUGGUGGGGAUGAGAGGUGAAUAAGACAAACAUGAUGAAGACGAGUUACAAAACUUCGUUUACUUAUUUUCAUUUUGAUAUAGCAAACGAACAAUGGGCAGUGAAGGCUAUUAAAGGAGGAAUUGCGGAAUGGGAACAAAAGACAUGUUUACGUUUCAAACAAAGAUCAAAUGAGAGGAGUUACCUGGAGUUCUUUUUGGGAAGUGGGUAGGGAGAAAGAUUUCUUGCCUUGUUGAUACCCCAUUUCUUAAAAGAAAGGUCAAAACUGAGCAUAAUCUUUUCUAUAAUUAACUAGAGCCUGAUUUCGUUUUUAUAGUGUAUACUUGUCUUGUUACCAUUGCGCUUGAAUAGAAUUCGGCGAUUGAACAAAUUUAACCAACUUUUUGCCCAAAAAGCAAGGAAAUAGAUCGGAAUCCUUAAUCAUAGUUCAUAUUUCUUGUCAAAUUUUGGUUCCUUUUUUUUAAAACAGAAUAAAAAAAAAUAAUACAAAGCAGAAAAAUUUUAAAAAACCGAGAAACUUAAUGACAUUAUGACAAUGAGUUCAAUCAUCAUCAUCACAAUCAUGACAAUCUUCACGAUCACGAUCACGCUCAACUAUCACAAUCACCAUCAAAGAGUACCACAACCAUCACAAUCCACUACCACAGUCAUAAUCAUAAUAAUUAUCAUAGUCAUAGUCAUAUUCCCGGGUAGAGAAUUUAAUGUGCUUUUCCCGUCAUUAUUGUCAUCCCCACCACAAUCACGAUAACGAUCACGAUCAUAAUCAUAACAAAAAUCAUAAUCCUGAUAAUCAUAAUUUUAAUCAACCAUUAUCAUCAUCGUAAAAUACUACUAUCAUAAUACUGGGUAGAGAAGUUGUGCUUUACCCGUCAUCAUCGUCAUUGCCAUAUCAUUCACGACUUAACGGGAGUGGAGGAGUAUGCAGUCGUUACAGAAAGCUUGUUUUUCAAUAAUAAAAGCGAUGGGUAUAGGCUAAGGAGACAGGAGGACACGUAAUAAAAAUAGACCAUUUUAAAAACCUAAGAAAACCUUGUGAAAUCACAAUACUAACACCAAUACUGUACUUAGUCCAAGGAUAAUAAUAAUAAUAAUGAUAAUGAAAAUUAUUUUUUUUAAGUCAUAAUGUAAUUUUUCCUUUAGUUGCUGGUCAUGGGUAGGAAUGAAUGGCGGAAAACAGCAAGUCUCGCUCGGCAGAGGUUGUUGGUAUACAGGUGUUGCAGCUCACGAAAUUGGUAAGCAGACACAAUGAUUCAACAGUUGGAAACGAUUUUAAAAAGUUUAAUCCAAAAAAAUUAAGCAUUGUCUUAUCUUACCAAUCUGCUGUCACCUUACCAAUGAAGCUUGAGUCUCGCUAAUGAUAAUUUUACGUAAAUAUGGCACUGUAGAUGGCAAUUAACUAGCAUUCAAGUUGGCGUGAGGUAGGCAGAAAAUAUUUAAUGGUUUCAUUAUUAACAGUUACAUUAUAAAUAAAUUGUUCUAAUUAAUUUGGUGUGUAAAUUAAAUUCUUGGAAAAAGUUUGCAGGAAAGCGUGCAUGCUUCUGAUAAAGCAGAAUCGAAUGAGGAUUAUCUUUAACUGCAACUUUCUUUAUCGAACGCGCUAUAUUUAUUUUUAAUGUUUUAUAACAACAGGACACGCUCUUGGUUUUUACCAUGAACAGUCCAGACCCGACCGAGAUCAGUACGUCAAGAUAUUUUGGGAAAACAUUUCUUCAGGUAUCUUUUUUUAUUAUCAGUAUUAUUAAUUAUUAUUUUUUUGCUCCGCUCUUUUAAUUAUAGAUCACACAAAUAGUUAAGAAUCUUUUCCGUAGCCAAGUCACAACGAUGAUGUGAGAGCGAUACUGAGUGAUAUUAAAGUGGUAAUGACAGUUUUAUUCAAUGAACACUGUUUAUUCAAAGUACUGAUUUCCAAGUCAACUGAAUAAUGAGGUUAUUUAUCUGCUUUAAAUGUCUCGAUAAGUUUACCUCACGACCCAGUAGGUAAGAUCCCAAACAACGUGUUGAGUUCAUAAUCCCUGGAGCACACUCCCAAUCUCAUGAUCCACUAUAGUCAAACUAAAGGUAAUGUUACACUGGACGAUCCGCAACAACGAUUUUUAGGGCAACACAGCGUUGCAAUGUUGGAACAAUGUUGUAACCAUUCGAAACAAUGUCGCAACAAUGUUGCGACGCUGUGUUGCGCUAAAAAUCGUCGUUGCGAAUCGUCUCUUGUAACAUCACCUUAACGACAUCUGUUUUCAAUUUUUAUUUUUAGGUCAUGAGCAUAACUUUAACAAAUACGGAACGAAUUUUGUUACUACUUUUGGGACGCCGUAUGAUUAUAACUCCGUUAUGCACUAUUCUCGAAGAGCUUUCUCGAAGAAUGGCCAGAACACAAUCGUCGCACUCAGUGAUCCUAAUGUAAGAUUUCGUCAGAGAUAAAAUAUUGUUGGAUAUGAUCUAUUAUAAUCUGAUGACACACAGAAUUGGUACAUCUUCGCCAUUUCGCGAUCAUGUGUGAUGAGAUAUGCCCCUCAUGAAUCUGACAGCUAAGUUACUGUCUGUAUUUAUUUCCUUUUUUUUUUUGAGCUGCUACAUGACCCUUUUUUUUUUUUGCCAAAAACAGAAUAUAAACACAACACUGUGUAUUUAUCACCUUUAAGCACAGAGCUCAUAUCCUCGUCAUUUCGUCAUUUCCGUUUUUUUUUAACAGCACUUUUUUUUUUAUUCCAGAUUGCCCUUGGUCAAAGACGAGGCUUAAGCAAAAUAGACGGGGAAGAAAUGAGUUUGCGAUACGAAUGCGCUGAUUUGUAAAUGUUUGCUUGUCUUUUUAUCUUUUGUGAGCAUGAUUGUUUUAUUUGUUUUUGACAGAGUUUUGGGCGUUAUUGCGUUUACUUGCGUUUAGUAUAUACUGGCAUUAUAGGGAUACAAACUCUUAGGAAUUAACGGGAUACGGAAUAUUAAGGCCACAAACCAAUGGCAAACGGGAUACUCAGAACCCCCUUAUUGGGGCCUCUUUGGUCUCUCCCGGUCGGGUACAUGUAGUUAAAUGCCAUACACUCACGUCACAUCGCUACGACGAAUUUCAAGGUACGUCAAUUGCCACGUGAGCUUAUAAAUUAGCCGGCCUUUCUAACCUUAUUAGCAUGUGCAAAAUACAUUAGACCAUUUUCGAUAUAUCAGCAUUAAAUUAAUACUUAGCUCCGAGGCUUGGGGGAAUAAAACAAAAGAACUGUAGUUUUCAUUAUUGAGCCUUAAGAUGAUUUCUUUUGUUUUAUUCCCCCAAGCCUCGCAGUCAAGUAUGAAUUUUAAUAUAUCGUAAUUGGUCUAUUGAAAAAGGCUAACUAUCACGAACAUAAAAGAAUAUAUUAAUAGGUCUCCAUUAUGAAAGAGGUCUAUAUGAGUCGUAAGCGAGUAGAGGGUCUCAGCGGUUAUUUAGUGGAAAUUUAGUCCAAGAGUUAAUUAAGUGAAAAUUACCUUCUGUAGAAAUUUAUUAACUACUGAAUUUUGAAGGUUGUCUUUGCCUUUCACGUUUAAAAUUUCGAAAUAUUUUCAUAUGUAAGCAAGUUGUAAGGUCUUGUAAUGUCUGGAGAGAAAUGUUUUGAGAACUGGGAACCGGUUUUUCCAAUUUAGAGAUUCUUCAGGAGGCAGAAGUCUUUAAAGAUCAGCAGACAUAGUGCCAUUUGAAAUUUACUUUAUUAUACUGCUACAUGAGAAAUUUCUGCAAUUUGAUUAGCUUAGAGCAGUGGUAUUUCAGCUUAAUUUGAAAUACGUACAUGUGAAAAUUACAAAUCUUGUGCGGGUAGUAGUAUAAACAAGUAAUAGCACGAUUUGUACGUGAUAUUUGGCAUAAAUACCACUUGUGAUAUUUCAAAAUUGUUUCAAAUUUCACUUGCCUAACGGCUCGUGAAAUUACAUAUAACAAUUUCGAAAUAUAACUCGUGGUAUUUAUGCCAAAUAUCACUACAAAUCAUGCUAUUACCUAUACUAACUUUACGACUGUUAAUAUUGAUCUGCAUUUUGGACGGUUAAGGGUAAAAAUUGACCGUUUUUGACUGUUGACAAUUAACCCCUUUGAGACCCUGUGCAUAUAGUUUCAUUUUUAGUGCCCUUUGAGAUGCGUAACCUUCUUUUUGGAUUUGUUUUCAAAUUUCAUUGUAGGAGCAACUCAGGGUCCUCAGCUGACAACCUUAACGCCAACUGCCCCUUCAACAACCCCUCCCACAGCCCCGCCUACACCCCCUCCUACAGGUAAGUCCAAUUGCAUUAUCACUACCAACACUACAAGCCUGAACGUCAUUGCUGAUAUCAAUUACGAUCGCAUAAAUAAGCUAUUUGUCUGAACUCUGGAGGCCUGCAAAUGGCAUGGGAUCGAUUCUGGAUUCUGCGCCGUGGAUUCUGGACUCCGAGUACUGGAUUCCGGAUUCAAAUCGUAAGCGGGAUUCCUGAUUCCUUGAGCUGAAUUCUCAGGAUUCCGGAUUCGAAAAGCAAAACGUUUAUGGUUUAUCCUUGUUUCAUGGCAGUUAAUCCAUGUGUUCACUGCAGAUUGCAAAGACUCCGAGUGGUACGCUGAUCAGUGUCCAACUUUGGCACAAUACCCAGGGUACUGCCAACACCACCAUCAAUGGACGAAGAAGUACUGCGCUAAGUCUUGUGACUGGUGU
This is a messenger RNA of Porites evermanni, 6620 nucleotides long. The record is from the annotation of a GenBank genome assembly. NCBI's taxonomy places the organism in Eukaryota, Metazoa, Cnidaria, Anthozoa, Scleractinia, Poritidae.